Messenger RNA from Pomacea canaliculata, 2256 nucleotides. Its product is annotated as spermatogenesis-associated protein 17-like. Lineage: Eukaryota; Metazoa; Mollusca; Gastropoda; Architaenioglossa; Ampullariidae. Gene Ontology annotation, cellular component: spindle pole. Gene Ontology annotation, biological process: mitotic cell cycle; establishment of meiotic spindle localization; spindle organization. The record is from RefSeq and is a predicted model, not a curated record. Gene Ontology annotation, molecular function: protein binding.
AUCACCCGGAAAUGCUCCACGGCCAUUUUCUGCCAUGACAACAAGAAAACAAGAUGGCGGCGCUUGUGAACCUUUAUCGUCGAAUGGAGGAGAUAAAUGAAGAAUGCUAUACGCGAAAAAAUGAAGCUGAAAACCACAGACAGAGGGAAUAUGAUGCAGCUGUGUCCAUUCAGGCCUGGUUCCGUGGCACAACUAUCCGUCGGUACUUGAAAUAUGUUAGAUGCUGUGCAGUAAAUAUUCAAAGGCGAUGGAGAGGAUACCUGGGCAGAAAAUAUUUCAGAAUUCUUGUCAAGAACAGUGUAUUCAUCAUGAAGCUGAACUACUACAACCUUAUGGCAUCAAAGAUCCAGAAGAUAUGGCGGGGUUACUAUGUGCGGAAAUAUGUGUUUGACUUCUACAGCCGAAGGCGCUAUAUUGAGGCUCUCAAAUUAAAGAAUGAAAUUAUCAGGAUAGAGCUUCAAGAGUACAUAGAACACCAGACCAUCUUGCACAAGAGGAUACAAGAAGAGCGAGAUAAGCAAAUGAGUGAAUAUAAUGCUCGCAAAAAUCACUACCUUGUCAGCACCUAUGUACAACCUGGCAUCUACAACUCUCCUUUCCUUCCGUGUCCCUCUAAAAAGGAAAUUCUUUUACGGAGUGUGAAACCUCUCCGCCCAAAGAAAUUAGCUGAAAACAAUGAGUUUGAUCCAGCUUGUGCCAGUUAUAAGAGUGAUGUACCUAAGCAUCUUCCUGUUCCACCAAUAAAACCACAGGGUCCAUUCCGAGAACCAGAGGAGGUGCAGAAACAGCGAUACAAACCAUUUCAGCCCUCUUUGCGUGUAGCAACAGACAUUGAUUCUCUGCAGAAGGCACGUGAAAUCUUGAAAGCAGAAGAAUGGGUUACCCGUCACCAUGAUGAUAUUUUUCUGCCAUGCACUCGAAAAAGUGUACCUUAUGAACCUUUACUUUAUACCACAUCCAAGUAUGGGAGUCUACCAUACGGGAGCAAACACUUCAGAGAGGAGACUUUAAACAAGCAGAUUGUUGCAAAGCCUUUCAAGACAGUGCUACCACCAAUCCCCAUCUUUGACAAGUUCAAUCAAACUUACUCACAAGGUCAAGUGUGAAAACAUAAUUAUCCUUCACCAUACCAACCUUAACUAUGCACCAUCUGUUCCAUCCUUGAAUUCCCUUCUUAAAAUGUCCUGUUUCUUCCAUACAUCUCAGUCUUCUUUAGACUGAUACACUGAAUUCAGGUCUUCUACCUGCCUACCCCAUUCAUCCCUAGCAAUCAAGCAUGUCAUUGAUGUUUUUUGCGCGAAAGUCUGGAAUCCUUGCUUCCACAACAAUAUUUGCAGGCAGACUUGACUGAUGUGAAUCUAGUAAUUUUUGGGGGGAAGUGAAUUCAUACCAUCUGUUUCACAUUAGCUGAAUCAAGAGCUACAACUACACCUUUCAGUUUCAAUGCAUCUACAUGACAAUGCCAUCUGUCAUAUUUGGUAAUGUUAAUUUGUAGAUCUUGAGAUUCACCUGGUCAACAAGCUAGCUGUAUGUAUAUAUUGAAGUCCCACACACACACACAUAUAAAGUAGCAUACAAUUAUAGGUAAAGUUUCAGAAAUAUAAAGAUUUCCAAAACUUGUCUGUUGUUAUUUUUAAAAAUUCAUGACCCCUAGCAUGUGCUGCCAUAUUUGUAAUAAAUACAAAAAGUAUUGGUGGAGGAACUUCAGAAAGGAUGCAGUGAAUAAUUUUGCUGUAUGUGAGCAGAAAAGACUAUUGCUGAAAAUAGACAAGAACUGUUGAAGUACUGUUAUUCCAGCAAUGGGAUAAUAUUUUUGAAGGUGAGCAACAAUGACAGAACAAAAGGGGUAAGAACAAGUUUCAAGGGAAACAUUUGUUUUGUUUCAGUCAAGUGCUACAGCCAGAUGUCUAGCAUGUAAAAUACCAAAGACACUUAAAGCUUGACAGUUCACGCAGACAUAUACAAUCAAAAAGAAAAAUACCACCAAGUUUACCCAGCACAUAUGAAAGUGUCGUAAUAAAGUUGACAUACACCUGUCUGUGAAAAUAGGACACUUGUCUAAUGUAUCAACCAUGAUAAAGGUGUGGACUUGCAUCAGGUCUGUAUAUAUGACAAAUAUUUGAAGACAUUUUGAAAUGAACUUUUUAAGAUGAAGUUGAUGAGGCGAUGAAUGUGUAGGUGUGCACAUAUGUAAGACUCUCAUUGAGGCAUGUUUUUGUCAUGCUUUGGCCACAUCUAAUAAAUCGUUUAAAAAUU